Messenger RNA from Colletotrichum orchidophilum, 810 nucleotides. Its product is annotated as thymidylate kinase. Gene Ontology annotation, cellular component: nucleus; cytosol; cytoplasm. NCBI's taxonomy places the organism in Eukaryota, Fungi, Ascomycota, Sordariomycetes, Glomerellales, Glomerellaceae. The record is from RefSeq and is a predicted model, not a curated record. Gene Ontology annotation, molecular function: dTMP kinase activity; ATP binding. Gene Ontology annotation, biological process: dUDP biosynthetic process; dTDP biosynthetic process; dTTP biosynthetic process. The transcript has 3 exons. Bases 1 to 810 code for a protein of 269 amino acids.
AUGGCAUCGAUCAAUGACCUCGCUACGGCGGCCAUAGCGACGUCGGCCGCAACCGGCGAGCAGGCCGGAGAUGCUCUCCCCGUCACCACGCCUCCGGCGGGUGUUGUUCGCGGCGCCUUUAUCGCCUUUGAGGGUCUUGAUCGGAGCGGCAAGACCACGCAGGUAAAGCUGCUUGAACAACGGUUGAUUGAGGAGGGGAAGAAGGUCAAAGUCAUGCGGUUUCCGGACAGAACAACCCCUAUUGGCCAGAUGAUUGAUGCGUAUCUCAAAAGCUCAGUCGAGAUGGAAGACCACGUCAUCCACCUUCUCUUCAGCGCCAACAGAUGGGAAGCAGUGAAAAACAUCCAAAAUCUACUCGCUUCAGGAUACACCGUCAUCUGCGACAGGUACUACCACUCUGGCAUCGUCUACUCCGCCGCGAAACAGAACCCCCAUCUGAACCUCCACUGGGCGCGCCGGCCGGAGAUUGGCCUUCCCCGGCCGGAUCUCGUCCUGUUCCUCGACCUCGAGGAAGCCGUCGCUAGAGAGCGCGGCGGCUGGGGCGGGGAGGUGUACGAAAAGGCCGAGUUCCAGAAGCGGGUGCGCGAGCUGUUUUGGGGGCUGAGCCUAGGGCGAGUCGGGCCUGAUGGGGGCUUAGGCGAGGAGGGCAGGGUUGAUCGAGAGUUCCGACAGGAGGAAGAGGACUUGGUUGUCGUCGAUGCUGGAGGUACUCUUGAGGAUGUUGCCGAGGAGAUUUGGAGAAAGAUAGGGCCCAGGGUGGAGGGUGUUGAGAAGGGUGAGGCUGGGAGCACGGUGAGGGUUGUGUCAUGA